UGCCCGGCAUAGUGCCCGGCAUAGUGCCCGGCAUAGUGCCCGGCAUAGUGCCCGGCAUAGUGCCCGGCAUAGUGCCCGGCAUAGUGCCCGGCAUAGUGCCCGGCAUAGUGCCCGGCAUAGUGCCCGGCAUAGUGCCCGGCAUAGUGCCCGGCAUAGUGCCCGGCAUAGUGCCCGGCAUAGUGCCCGGCAUAGUGCCCGGCAUAGUGCCCGGCAUAGUGCCCGGCAUAGUGCCCGGCAUAGUGCCCGGCAUAGUGCCCGGCAUAGUGCCCGGCAUAGUGCCCGGCAUAGUGCCCGGCAUAGUGCCCGGCAUAGUGCCCGGCAUAGUGCCCGGCAUAGUGCCCGGCAUAGUGCCCGGCAUAGUGCCCGGCAUAGUGCCCGGCAUAGUGCCCGGCAUAGUGCCCGGCAUAGUGCCCGGCAUAGUGCCCGGCAUAGUGCCCGGCAUAGUGCCCGGCAUAGUGCCCGGCAUAGUGCCCGGCAUAGUGCCCGGCAUAGUGCCCGGCAUAGUGCCCGGCAUAGUGCCCGGCAUAGUGCCCGGCAUAGUGCCCGGCAUAGUGCCCGGCAUAGUGCCCGGCAUAGUGCCCGGCAUAGUGCCCGGCAUAGUGCCCGGCAUAGUGCCCGGCAUAGUGCCCGGCAUAGUGCCCGGCAUAGUGCCCGGCAUAGUGCCCGGCAUAGUGCCCGGCAUAGUGCCCGGCAUAGUGCCCGGCAUAGUGCCCGGCAUAGUGCCCGGCAUAGUGCCCGGCAUAGUGCCCGGCAUAGUGAGACUGCCCGGCAUAGUGCCCGGCAUAGUGCCCGGCAUAGUGCCCGGCAUAGUGCCCGGCAUAGUGCCCGGCAUAGUGCCCGGCAUAGUGCCCGGCAUAGUGCCCGGCAUAGUGCCCGGCAUAGUGCCCGGCAUAGUGCCCGGCAUAGUGCCCGGCAUAGUGCCCGGCAUAGUGCCCGGCAUAGUGCCCGGCAUAGUGCCCGGCAUAGUGCCCGGCAUAGUGCCCGGCAUAGUGCCCGGCAUAGUGCCCGGCAUAGUGCCCGGCAUAGUGCCCGGCAUAGUGCCCGGCAUAGUGCCCGGCAUAGUGCCCGGCAUAGUGCCCGGCAUAGUGCCCGGCAUAGUGCCCGGCAUAGUGCCCGGCAUAGUGCCCGGCAUAGUGCCCGGCAUAGUGCCCGGCAUAGUGCCCGGCAUAGUGCCCGGCAUAGUGCCCGGCAUAGUGCCCGGCAUAGUGCCCGGCAUAGUGCCCGGCAUAGUGCCCGGCAUAGUGCCCGGCAUAGUGCCCGGCAUAGUGCCCGGCAUAGUGCCCGGCAUAGUGCCCGGCAUAGUGCCCGGCAUAGUGCCCGGCAUAGUGCCCGGCAUAGUGCCCGGCAUAGUGCCCGGCAUAGUGCCCGGCAUAGUGCCCGGCAUAGUGAGACCUCUCAUCCCCGAGAUGCUGGCUGCUCUGGACCGCCAACUGGAGGCAGAGUGGGCACAGCAGCAGCCUCCAGCAAUAAUAUGCAAUCCAGAUCAGGAAGAACGAAAGCGCAUUUUAUUUUCAUAA
Schistocerca piceifrons (Central American locust) is the source of this 1517-nucleotide messenger RNA. RefSeq names its product elastin-like. The annotation marks the transcript as partial. NCBI's taxonomy places the organism in Eukaryota, Metazoa, Arthropoda, Insecta, Orthoptera, Acrididae. The transcript is spliced from 3 exons. The record is from RefSeq and is a predicted model, not a curated record.